This is a messenger RNA of Magnolia sinica, 1290 nucleotides long. RefSeq lists its product as uncharacterized. The coding region runs from base 205 to 1257 and encodes 350 amino acids. NCBI's taxonomy places the organism in Eukaryota, Viridiplantae, Streptophyta, Magnoliopsida, Magnoliales, Magnoliaceae. The record is from RefSeq and is a predicted model, not a curated record. The transcript is spliced from 2 exons.
CAACAAUUCUAAUUUAGAAAAGACAUUACCAUAAAUCAGACAUGAGUAUUGUUCGUGGUUCCAAAAAAAAAUUUAUAUGAUUUAGGUUGAAUGAAUGUGUGAUUCGAUACAAUUUAUGUGAGUGUCAGUGUAUUAACCAUAACAGUGUGCUAGAGUAAAAAGCAACUCUCUUUGAAUCCAUUACUUUUGCAGCACUCUACUUCAAUGGAAAGAAGAAAAAAGAGAAGAGGGAUGAAAAAAAGAGAAAGAAAGAAAAGAGAGAGUAAGAAUGGAAGAGAAGAACCACACCAUCCAGUUGCAGAUCCAUCCCUCGAACCCAAUCUGCCCUGUCCGGUAAUGAAGGUGGAAACCAAGAACUCCCGCAUGCCUCCCUAUGGAGUAGCCCCGUGGCUUGUCUUUUCUCAUGGAAAACGUGAAAAAACCAAAACCUUCUUCAAUGUAUCUGAGGGGAGUUACUAUGUGAGAAAUAUACCUGAGAUGCGCGGAUCAGAUUUUCUUGCCUGUUGCUAUGGCUGGUUGGUGAUGCUGAAUAAAACUAGUGACGACCUUUUUCUGCUUAACGCCGUCUCAUUGCAGAAAAUCCAGUUACCAUAUUUUAGUGAAGACUAUUCUCUUAGAGACUGUGUUCUCUCGUCGCCUCCAACUGAUCCUGAUUGUGUGAUUUUAUGCAUUGUCUGUUCAACUGAUUUUUUUAUAUAUUGUCAUCCAGGCGGUGACAAAUGGAUCAAACGGAAGUAUGGAAUUCCAAAAGAGGAAGCUUCCAUUUGGGAAUUGCUCUCCUGCAAUGGAAAAUUAUAUACUUACGAUUUUACGAGGCUUGGAAUUAUUGAUGUCAAUGCUGAUCCCCCGUUAACAUGGUUGGAAGAACCAAAGAGCCCAAAGUCCCCCCCGUUGGUUGAAACCAGAAGAGAUUAUAUGGUGGAAUCUUGCGGUGAUAUCUUUCUAGCUCGGUUAUUUCAUCUUAUAAUUGUACCACGGGUUUCGAUUGUUGAGGUUUACAAGAUGGAUUUUGAUAGGAUGGUUUGGGUAAAGGUUGAUACUUUAGGUGAUCGUGUGCUGUUUUUGGGCAGUGACUAUUCUACAUCUUGCUCUGCGUCGGAUUCAGGAAUAAAAAGGGAUUGCAUCUAUUUUACAAAGCCAAAGGAUAAAAGUUUAUAUGUAUUUCACUUAGAUAGAGGGACUAUUUCCAUGAAAUUGCCUUGUCCAAACGUUCGUCUACCUUGGGUCGAACCUUUUUGGGUAAUGCCUGCAGUGUAAACAUUUGUUUCUAUGACAAACACACUCUGUUUA